Molecule: messenger RNA, 1894 nt
Organism: Portunus trituberculatus (swimming crab)
Lineage: Eukaryota; Metazoa; Arthropoda; Malacostraca; Decapoda; Portunidae
Product: organic cation transporter protein-like
Exons: 12
Coding region: 175-1764 (529 amino acids)
Biological process (GO): transmembrane transport
Cellular component (GO): membrane
Molecular function (GO): transmembrane transporter activity
Source: RefSeq, a predicted model, not a curated record
CAGAGCUGCAUACUAAACGGCAACACGGAGGUGGCGUUGGCACUUGGCAGUCACAGUUCAGUUCCUGUGGCACUGGCAAAGACGAAGGACGUGGCGCUGCCAGACACCAUCGUCCACCUUCCUCCGCCACCACCAUCAACACCAACUCUAUCAAACAAGAGUCCUGUCGCCCAGAUGAAUGGAAAGAACAAAUUUGACGACUUUUUAACGCAUCUCGGCACCGGACCAUGGAACAUCCUCUACUUCCUCACCUCGUCCUAUUGUAUGCUGAUGAUGCCUUUACAAUUCAUCAGCGGAGUGUAUCUUGCACCUGCCAUCAACUACACCUGCCUCCCUCCAGAAGAGAAUGAGAGUGUAAUAACUGUGUCUGAAGACUCCUGCAGUUACACAAGGAUGACGGAGGCCGGGGCGGAGGUGAAGGAAGCGUGCACUGAGUGGGACUUCGAUACCUCCGUCUUCACCAGCACUCUCACCUCGGAGUUCUUCCUAGUGUGUGACAAGAGCAACCUCCGGGCGGCAUUCCAGAGUAUUUACAUGUUGGGCACUUUCUUUUGUCCUCUGAUCGGCGGCUACCUCGCAGACAGGUUUGGACGUAAGGUGGUAAUGGUGGUGACACAAAUCUUAAUCACACUCUUCUCAGUCAUCAUUAUUUUCAUCAAGAACUUCUUCGUCAUCCUGGCAAUUCGUUUCCUCCUUGGCUCCUGCAUCAUGCAUACAUUUUUCGUCUAUGCCUUGGAGGUAUGUGAGGCCAAGCACCGCGGCACGAUGGGUAUCCUGAUGGGGCUGCCGUGGGCUCUAGGCACCAUGGUGUUUGGCGUCGUAGCUUACUUUAUCCGCAGCUGGCGGUGGCUGCAGCUCGCUGUUUCCCUUCCCAAUGUUCUGCUUUUUCCUGCUCUCUACUUCAUGGACGAGUCCCCGCGGUGGCUUAUCGUGCGAGGCCGUCAUGACCAGGCCGUGCAGGUGCUCCGCAAGGCCGCACUCUGGAACCGGGUGACGCUGCAGCCAGAGGCCGACCUUUGCGCCCUCAUGAACGAGGUCCAGGAAGAGUCCGCGACGUGCUCGUCAACGCCAGCCAACACAGACACCAACACCAAGAAAUUCCGACUCACCUGGCCCAAACUGCUCAGUACACGAGCCAUACAAGUCAUCACUGCCGUGGUAUGCAUUGACUUUUUCGUUGUGGCUUUCGUGUUUGAUGGCCUCAACUACAGCGGUGACAUCUAUAGCGCCGAUCCUUUCCUAUACAUUAUACUGAACGGUCUGGUGGAGGUACCUAGCUAUACCCUCACGGUGCCUAUUGUUGGCCGUUGGGGUAGGAGGAUACCCACUGUGGUGAGCUACAUACUGAGUGGCGUCAUCAUCUUUAUGGUCGCCUUCAUCCCACCAGACCUUCCUGCGCUGAUUUUGACACUGGCGCUGGCUGGAAAAGUGUGCAUCAGUGGCGCCUACCAGAUUAUUUACUUGUAUUCCUCCGAGCUGUUUCCGACUGAGGUGCGGAUGCAAGGGAUGGGUGCAGCCAGCGUGUUUGCUCAAUUGGCGUCGACGAUCGUGCCUUUCAUCAUUUCUGUCCUGGGUUCAGCGUUGCCAUGGUUGCCGUCAUUAAUUUUCGGCGUAGCGGGGGUGGUAGCGGGCGUGUUCACAGUGACGCUCAGGGAGACGAAGGACAAGCCACUACCAGACACCAUUGCCGACCUGUCUGGCACCAUCAUCACUACCACGGCGGACACCUCCAUUAUUACCUCCGCAUUGGAAAAUGAUGCUUAGAAAAGGGACAGAGAAGAGGCUCACAUCUGAUACCUCUGACUUCUAUUCCCAGAAACUCACGAUCCUCAUGGAAGGAGUUCUGGGAUUACGUCACAUAUUUUCGAAAAUUAAAAGGAGCUAGAAAAAAAAA